AUGGAUUCCUCACAAGUUCCCAAUAGUCUUAGACAAAUCAAAACUACCACCACCAAAGAUGACUCGUCAAGAUUCAAGGAACAAGACCAACUUUUGAGCCCAAUGGCUAGGCUAUUUCAUGAGCCAGGCUCCAAUGUGUAUAUCAUAGCCAUGAUGGGUUGCAAGACUAGAAUCAACUCUGAUGUUGUCAAACAAAAUCUUGUUCAUUCUCUCCUUCGACAUCCUCGUUUCUCUAGCUUGCAGGUUGUUGAUGAAGUAAGCGGGAGUAUCAAAUGGGUUCCAACAAAUGUGAACAUCGACAACCAUGUUAUAGUCCCAAAACUAGAUCCAAACGACAUCGAGUUUCCAGACAAGUUUGUGGACGAUUACAUGUCAAACCUCAGCAAAUCUCACAUCGAGAACUCAAAACCUUUAUGGGACCUUCACAUUCUUGACAUCAAGACGGCCGAUGCUCAAGGGACAGGGUUUUUCCGGUUCCACCAUUCUUUAGGUGAUGGUUUGUCUUUGAUGACUCUUCUUCUUGCUUGCACACGCCAGUCGUCGGACCCUGGAGCCUUGCCAACGCUCCCGGUCAGCAAAGAAACGGGUUACAUCAAGCUUACUAAUUGGUGGUCACCUUUAGAAGUGUUUUGGAACUCCCUUGUUGCGGUUAUGAUGUUUGUGUUUACGGUAUUGUUUCUUAAAGACACCGAAACGCCGUUGAAAGGCUCCGUCGGUGUUGAAAAUAGACCUAGGCGUUUUGUUCGUAAGAACGUCAGCUUGGCCGACAUAAAGACGGUGAAGAAUGCCAUGGAUGUGACGUUGAAUGAUGUUGUGCUUGGAGUCACUCAGGCCGGUUUAUCGCGCUACCUAAAUCGUAGAUACAGUGAAAUUACGAAUGUUAAUGGCGGCACACAUCAUAGUCAUAGUAGUAGUAACGGAAAUAAUGAUGAUGCCAUUCCCAAAAACAUUCGCCUUCGUGCCACAUUCUUUUUUAACCUUCGAGCGACCACCAGGAUCGAUACUCUUGUUGAAACAAUGAAAACAGGAAGGACGAGUCGAUGGGGAAACCAGAUUGGGUACGUGCUUCUCCCGUUCACGAUUGGAUUCAAAAGCAAUCCCUUGGACUACGUGAAAGAAGCCAAAGCAGUCAUCGAUCGAAAGAAAGCCUCUUUGGAACCCUUGUACACUUAUUUCGUUGUUUACUUGGUUCUCAAGCUGUUUGGGAUUAAGACUGUAGGAAAGUUAAACCAUAAGGUUUUCUUUAAUACAACCUUAUGGUUCACCAACGUGCCUGGGCCACAAGAAGAAGUCACAUUUUAUGGGCAUGAUUGCGCUUACCUUGCUCCCAGUUGCUAUGGACAACCUAAUGCAUUGAUGAUUCAUAUAGUGAGUUAUAUGGAUAAAUUGACGUUUGUGAUAUCAGCAGACGAAGAAACCAUACCCGAUCCUCAAAGGCUAUCUGACGAUCUUGAGGAAUCCCUUAGACUCAUCAAGAUUUCUGCUUUGGCAUUAGAGAGCGCCAAAAACAAGUAA
This is a messenger RNA of Erigeron canadensis, 1515 nucleotides long. RefSeq names its product wax ester synthase/diacylglycerol acyltransferase 11-like. Bases 1 to 1515 code for a protein of 504 amino acids. Gene Ontology annotation, molecular function: diacylglycerol O-acyltransferase activity; long-chain-alcohol O-fatty-acyltransferase activity. Gene Ontology annotation, cellular component: plasma membrane. The transcript has 7 exons. NCBI's taxonomy places the organism in Eukaryota, Viridiplantae, Streptophyta, Magnoliopsida, Asterales, Asteraceae. Gene Ontology annotation, biological process: triglyceride biosynthetic process. The record is from RefSeq and is a predicted model, not a curated record.